Molecule: messenger RNA, 1185 nt
Organism: Magnusiomyces paraingens
Lineage: Eukaryota; Fungi; Ascomycota; Dipodascomycetes; Dipodascales; Dipodascaceae
Exons: 4
Coding region: 1-1185 (394 amino acids)
Biological process (GO): regulation of nitrogen utilization
Molecular function (GO): transcription corepressor activity
Source: RefSeq, a predicted model, not a curated record
AUGUCGCAACAAACACCUAAGAAACCUGUUGUGGUUUCAAAUCUUUCGUCGGCGCUAGCAAACAUCCAUAUCAGCUCGCAGAAUCAAAAUCAACAAUCUUCGCAGUACCAUAAUACACAGUACGGUGGACAGUCCAUGUUCACAAGCAACAACUCUUCCAGUAAUAAUAACAACAAUAACAGCAACGGUUCAAACCACCAUAUGAAUAACUCGUCCAAUGGAUCCUCCAAUAAUGUGCCCAACAAUAAUCCAAACCAUAUUCACAAUUCAAAUGGUAUAAAUCAUAUGAAUGGAAAUCUCAUUCCCAAUCAAUACCCCAUAAUCAAUAACAACUCCAAUAACGCUUUUGUGCAACGGCAAGACUCGCGAAGCCAGUUUCUUACCUCCAGUAUCGAUAUACCCAUGUCCCAGACACCAGACGAGCCUCCGCUAGAUAGGAUUGCUCUCUAUCGUAAAAAUCCGCCCACUGAAGGCAUAAGUCUUUUUUCUCAUCGCUCUGCGCCAAAUGGAUUUAAAAUUGCAGUAGUUCUUUCAGAACUGGGAUUUAAAUAUAAAACUUUUUACCUUGACUUUAAACGGAAUGAACAACGAUCACCCUACUACUUGUCUAUGAAUCCAAAUGCACGUGUGCCAGCAAUCAUCGACCAUGACAAUAAUGAUCAUACGGUUUGGGAGUCCGGAUCCAUCAUAAUAUACCUAUGUCAGCGUGCCGGUCGGGACUGUCCGAUAUGGUCUGACGAUAUUUGUGAGCAAUCAAGCAUCACUUCGUGGCUAUUUUUCCAGGCGUCGGGCCACGCGCCGAUGAUUGGCCAGGCUCUGCAUUUCAAGUAUUUCCACCCAGAGCGUAUUAACUCUGCACUCGAACGAUAUGUCAAUGAAGUGCGGCGGAUCUACGGUGUCGUUGAGAUGAGGCUUGCGGAGCUGCGCGAGCAAAUGAUUAUGGAGAUGGACGACGAAAGCUUUUCACUAGGUACAUCGGCUUUGUCCGAGUCAAAAUACUUUGCGGACCCCGUGUGGCUCGUUGGAAACAGAUUGACGGCUGCCGACUUAUCAUUUGUCACUUGGAACCAUGUCGUUGAUAGGAUUGAUAUUGAUCUUAAGAAUGAGUUUCCAGAAGUUUUCAAGUGGACUCAGAUUAUGCUUUCGCGUCCUUCUGUUAAGCGGGCACUUUCUGGUCUUGAGUAA